This is a messenger RNA of Neurospora hispaniola, 403 nucleotides long. RefSeq lists its product as uncharacterized. The record is from RefSeq and is a predicted model, not a curated record. Lineage: Eukaryota; Fungi; Ascomycota; Sordariomycetes; Sordariales; Sordariaceae. Bases 66 to 296 code for a protein of 76 amino acids. The transcript is spliced from 2 exons.
GAAGAUUUGAAAAAGUGUGACAGCAAUUGAAACAAUCGAAUACAUGGCAAUGCAAACAAGGCUCUAUGGUACUGCCCAUCACGAUGAUCAAAUUCCACUUAUUCGGUUCCUGUUUCCUGUUUGUUUCUUCCACUUCUUUUGUUGAUCUCUCUUCGUUCGUUGCCGCUGAUGGUUGCCUAUUGACGGCGCCUUCACCCCUUUCAGACCCUUUUCCUCUCUCCCCUCCCCCUCAGCGGGAGCCUCGGCCAGGUGCUUGUCUCCAAAGGAAGUCAGGUUGUGUUCAUCGGCCCAUGUGAGACCCUGUUCCUGCUGAGUGGGAAAUGGGAAAUGGAAAAUCGUCUUCGUAUUUUUGACCUUACAGGACCCACUUCUGCUGCUACUCCCGCAUUUCUCUCCCUUUUGC